AUGUCUAGUUGUACUGAAGAGUCGGAUGAAGAAAUGGAUUUUGUUUUCGAUGAUGAUAAAAGUCUUACAACUUUUCAUAUUAAUAUACCAUAUCAUGUGUAUCAAAAAAUGAAACCAAUCCAAGUUGAAUAUGGAAACGGAAGAAAUACAAGAAAAUAUUCAGUUUUAAAACCAGGCGUUUGGUCGAAUAUAAUAUUUGAUGAAUUUGUAAAAAUACAUAAGUUGCCUUGUUGUUACAUUUUUAAAAGGUGUAAAGUAUAUAUCAGUGAAUCUGCUCAACAUUUUUUAGUUUUUAACGCUACAUGUAAAGAUGAAAAAUGUUAUGCUAAACUUAAAGGUAUAGCUGUUAAGCGCCCUCUCGAAGAUCAACCUUUAAAACUGAUUAUAAAAACUAAGGAUACUAGAGGAGUAAUACAUAAUAUACAUUUAAAAAGAAACUUAAAUGGAGAAAAAAGAUAUAGUGUAGGAGAAAAUCUCCAGCACUUGCGUGCAAAUACUUGGAGAAAAGAUCAAAUAAGAAAAAAAUGUGACUUUGGAGAUAUAAUUCCACCAAACAUUUAUCAGACAAAUGUAUUAAGAAAGGCUAAACAAGAAUUCCGAGAUCAAAAAUUAGGAAUUGUAAUUAAAAAUCCAAUUUUGUCAUUAGUGUAG
Molecule: messenger RNA, 651 nt
Organism: Macrosiphum euphorbiae (potato aphid)
Lineage: Eukaryota; Metazoa; Arthropoda; Insecta; Hemiptera; Aphididae
Source: the annotation of a GenBank genome assembly